Molecule: messenger RNA, 2118 nt
Organism: Geosmithia morbida
Lineage: Eukaryota; Fungi; Ascomycota; Sordariomycetes; Hypocreales; Bionectriaceae
Exons: 2
Coding region: 1-2118 (705 amino acids)
Biological process (GO): positive regulation of transcription by RNA polymerase II
Cellular component (GO): nucleus
Molecular function (GO): transcription cis-regulatory region binding; zinc ion binding; DNA-binding transcription factor activity, RNA polymerase II-specific
Source: RefSeq, a predicted model, not a curated record
AUGGCCGCAACAACAUCUUCAAAGGCCAAACCGGCUUCCAAGGCUGGCAACAGUGGAAAGCAAAGGCCCAGGUCGCAGAUGCACCGUCGUUCGAGAACAGGAUGCUACACAUGCCGACUCAGACGCAAGAAGUGCGAUGAGGGUGACCCAGUCUGCUCAGCCUGCAAGAAUCUCGGCCUGUCGUGCGAAUACAAGAGGCCCAUGUGGUGGGGCAACGCCGACACCCGCCGCCAGCGCAAGGAGGACAUCAAGAACAUCAUCAAGCAGAAGAAGCUGUCGGAGAAGUCGCACGCCAUGCCCACUGCGGCCGCCAACAUCAACCUCAACUCCCCCCCGAGCCUCAGCCACUCUGUCCCGACGUCGACGUACACGGACCCGUCGGAGCGCAACCGGUCCUCCUCGAUCGACUCUCACUUCUCCAACGGCUUCAGCUUCAACACGCCCCCCAACCCGGCCGGCAUCCACAGCGUCUACGGCGCGCACCUGGCCCCCAACUUCCUGAUCGGCGGUGCCGGCGCCGGCCCGGGCGUAGGCUACUCUCCCUACGAGAUCGACGUCAAGACCGAGAGGCAGAUGUUCGUCGACGACGUGCCCACGCUCAAGGAGUCGCACGUCUCGACCUUCAGCACCUUCCACACGCCCCCUCCGCCCGGGACGGUGCUCCCGUGCGGCGUCGGGGUCGACGACGGGUCCUCCUGGGCGGAGCACAUCCACCGCGAGCGCUGCGAGUCCCUCUCGGAGGAGACGUUCGACGUCAACUUCUUCGACUUUGCGCACCAGCACCACCAGGAUCCCCCCUCCCCUUCGUCGUCGUCGGUGCCGGCUCCGUCGUCGGGAUUCGAGUUCAGGGUGGAGCUGGAGGACAACGACCAGCGCCUGCUGGAGCACUUCAUCCAGGCCGUCCUGCCGACCAUCUUCCCGAUCCUCGAGUCCAACCAGCACGGCUGCGUGGGCACGGGGCUGAUCCUCCCGGCCCUGCAGAACAACCAGGUGUACCUGCACUGCUGCCUGUCCGUGGCGGCGCAGCACCUCAAGGGCCAGGUCAACGCCAUCAGCGCCGAGCUGGACCAGGACAUCAUGCGGCACCGGUACGCGACCAUCUGGUCGCUGUGCGAGGCGCUCAAGCGCGACGAGAACCACCAGGACAUACUGGAGGCGACGCUGGCCCUCAUCUUCUUCCAGUGCGUGGCCGGCCGCUGCGACGACGGCCUCCUCGACAUACCGUGGCACCAGCACUUCCAGGCGGCCGUCAACCUGGUGCACAAGCUGGCCCUGCCGCAGAUGGUGCUCGACCCGGCCCAGCAGGUCCUCCAGGCGCCCUUCAACAUGACCUUGACGGCCUGGAUCGACAUCCUGGGCGCCUCCAUGACGGGCGUCUCGCCCACCUUCGCCCACGCCUACCGCGAGAAGCACGUGGCGUCGGCCAACCCCAGCCUCGGCCUCCGCGAGCUCAUGGGCUGCGACGACCGCGUCAUGUACCUCAUCUCCGAGAUCGCCUGCCUCGAGUCCCUCAAGAAGACGGGCAUGGACGACUUCACCCUCUGCCAGCACGUCUCCCUCCUGGGAGAGCAGAUGACGCUGACCGAGAUGGAAUCGUCGUCGUAUCCGGGCUCCUCGGCCGACGUCGGCGGCGCCGUCAAGCCGGCCCUCAGCGCGGAGGGCAUCCUCUCGCCGAAGCAGCUGUCGCGCAACAUCACGACGGCCUUCCGGCUGGCGGCGCGCAUCUACCUCUGCAGCCUGGUGCCGGGCUUCUCGCCGAACCAGCACUCCCCCAUCACCCUGGUGGCCAGGCUGGUGGACGUGCUGGGCACGGUCCCGUCCGGACCGCACGGGUACGACCGCAGCCUGGUCUGGGUCUACCUGAUGGGCGGGUCCAUCAGCCUCCCCGACAGCGAGUUCCGGCCCUUCUUCGAGGACCGCGUCGGCCAGCUGGGAGAGCAGGCCCAGUGCGGCAGCUUCGGCCGCAUGCUCAACGUGCUGCGCGCCACGUGGGCGCACAACGACCCCCUCCAGGAGGCCAGGGCCACGCCCGGGUCUGACGGCUCGGAGGUGAACUCUACCCUCAUGCACUGGAGGGAUGUCAUGCACAUGAAGGGAUGGGAUUUCUUGAUGAUCUAA